Notolabrus celidotus (New Zealand spotty) is the source of this 6827-nucleotide messenger RNA. It is a transcript of the gene ly75, whose product is annotated as lymphocyte antigen 75. Gene Ontology annotation, molecular function: signaling receptor activity. NCBI's taxonomy places the organism in Eukaryota, Metazoa, Chordata, Actinopteri, Labriformes, Labridae. The record is from RefSeq and is a predicted model, not a curated record. The transcript has 35 exons. The coding region runs from base 182 to 5413 and encodes 1743 amino acids.
UUGACAGACCGGAGCUUCGGAGCGGGACCGAGAGUAGCACAGCUGACAGUUGUGUUAACUGGGUUAGACUUGUUCUCUGAUCACUUUCACUUUGGGUUCACUUAUUGAUCGGCCUACAUUCACAGUCAGCUCACCGGAAGUAGAUUCUUUAUGAAUCCGACAGAAAGUCUCCUCCGUGACCAUGAGACCCUCCGGAGCGACACUUUGCCUUUGUUUGUGGUCUGUGCUGGACUCUCUGGUUCUGUUGGGGACCUGUUCCCCGGCUGUCCUUGAAGCUGUCGACAAGGACGCUUUCACCAUCCAGCAUGCAAGUUCAGAGCAGUGCCUGGGUACGGGGGCUUCCACAGACCUGACCCUCACCUCCUGCGAACCAAACAGCCAGACCCAGCUGUGGAAGUGGGGCUCAGGUCACCGGCUCUUCCAUGAAGCCACCUCCCUCUGCUUGGCGUUGAACGUCUCCUCUAAGACGGUGUCCCUGGUGGACUGUGGCUCUGAGGUCCCGCUGGUUUGGCGCUGCCAGGACAGGGCUGUGUACACUGCUUAUCAGAUGGUGUUGUCAGGCAGCGACGGCAAAGUCGCCGCCAAACGGGAUGCUAAUGAUACUUGGGUUAGAGGAGGAUCCCAGGACAACAUCUGCCAGAGACCGUACCGUGUCGUUCACACCACCAACGGGAACGCGGACGGCGCUCCCUGUCAGUUCCCCUUCAAGUACAAUGGCAGCUGGCAUCAUGGAUGCCUCCCAGAUGAAGAUCUUCCCCACAUGUCCUGGUGUGCCACCUCGUCGGAUUACGACCGAGAGAGGAAGAAGGGACACUGUCUAACAGCCGAGGAGGGUUGCCAGACUCUGUUCGCCGGGCCGGAAGGGGACUCCUGCUAUGAGUUUGUUUCCAUAGCUGCUGUGACCUGGCAUGAAGCUCUGGAUUCAUGUCGGAGUCAGGGAGCCGAUCUGCUGAGUGUGUCUGAGCCCGAAGAUCUCCACUCCAAAACCUUUUUGGCCGGCCUUGAAAGGAUGCCUGAGCGGAUGUGGUUCGGCCUUCAUCAGUUGGACACCUCUCAGGGCUGGCAGUGGUCCGAUGGCUCCCCUCUCUCCGUCCUGCGCUGGGAAACAGGAAUGCCGUACUCUGGUGUGAUCACUGAGUCAGACUGCGGAGUCCUGAACUCCAAACAGAAUUAUGAAUCUGACUCAUGCAACAAACGGCUGCCGUACAUCUGCAAGAAGAGAGUGAACGCCUCUGACACAGAGACAACAGAGUCUCUCGUGUAUAAAGAGACCGUGUGUCAGGACGGCUGGGUCCCGUGGAACGGCUGGUGUUACAAUUUGGUGGACAAACCUAUGAACUUCACAGACGCUCAGCUUCACUGUAACCUGACGGAGGGAGGAGGAGGAGGCUCUCUGGCCAGCUUUCACUCCAUCGACAGCAAAGAGAUGAUCAGCACCAACUUCCACGCAGAUGGUUUGUUACUGGACGUGUGGAUCGGUUUGAUCGGGUUUGGGGUCAGCCCCACAGUCUUCAAAUGGAUUGACCAGGCCCCUGUGACCUUCACCUACUGGGACCAGAACCAACCAGCUCAGCCCGUUCUGGAUACCAGCUGUGUCUACUACUCUGGAGAGCUCCAUCGGUGGCGUAUUGAGAACUGCACGGUGAGGCAGCCGUUUAUGUGUCAGAAGAAAGGAAAGGUGGAGGAGUCUGCAGCAAAAGGAUGUCCCUUUGAGGAUGGCUGGAGGAGACACGGAAACUCCUGUUAUCAGCUGAACACCAAAAAGGUCUCAUUCCAAGACCGCUGCAACGUCACCAUCAGGAACAGGUUCGAGCAGACCUUUAUAAACCGCUUACUCGCCGAGCACAUCAGCAAAGACCCGCAGUACUUCUGGAUCGGGCUGCAGGACAUUAAGAACACAGGGGAGUACCAGUGGCAGAGCCAUGAUGGAUCUCCAGGUGUGGUCACGUACGCCAACUGGGGCUGGUUUGAGCCAGAUCGAGAAGGAGGCUGUGCCGUCGUUUCCACGGUGAAACCUCUCGGCAAGUGGGAGGCCAAAAACUGCACCUACUUCAAGGCGGGAACCAUCUGCAGAUUAGACCUGGGCCCACCUCCACCUCCAGUACGAGAACCCGACCUCAACACCAGCUGCCCUGAUGGAUGGGUGUCCAAACCAAACGUCAAAUACUGCUACAAGGUGUUUCACGAGGAGAGGCUGAGCAGGAAGCGAUCCUGGGAGGAGGCCGAGAGGUUCUGUCAGGCUCUUGGGGGAAACCUGCCCAGCUUCACCAGUAAUCUGGAGAUGAGGACUCUGCACAGCAUCAUGAGAGACACCAUCAGCAACAACCGGUACUUCUGGGUCGGCCUGAACCGGAGAAACCCAGCAGAUCACUCCUGGCAGUGGAGCAAUGGCCAGCCUGUGUCUAUGGACGUGUUACACCAGGAUUUCUACGAGGAUGACGCAUACAGUCGUGACUGCACUGCAUUCAAGACGGCGAGGAGCACACUGAAGCACCUGUUUGUGUUUCUGCUCCACGACCUGCCUCCCACUCCGUUCUACGCCACACCGUUCCACUGUGACGCCCGGCUGGAGUGGGUCUGCCAAAUACCCCGCGGAGUAAAGCCGAAGAACCCGGAGUGGUACAAUCCUGACGGGCACCAUGAGACCUCCGUCUUCGUUGAUGGGGCAGAGUUCUGGUUCAUGAAGGAGCCUAAGUUAACGUUUGAGGAGGCCCAGCUCUUCUGCAGCAUGAACGGCAGCAAACUGGCUGCACCGACCAGCUCGACGGCUGCCAGCCGGAUCCACGACCAGAUUACAGAAAGGUCCAGCUCUACCAAACAUAGCUGGUGGGUAGAUCUGAGAGAGCCUGGGAGGAUAUUCCCCAUGACGUACACCCAGAUGUACUUCUAUCACUCCAUUUUCCUGGGAAGGUGCACCUCCAUCAGUCCUGAAAACUACUUCCCAGAGCACGAGCGCAGUUGCAGACAGCGGUUGUCUUUUGUGUGUGAGAAACACAACACCACAUCGGUGGAGAUUAAUCCUCACGAGCCUCGGCCCGAAGGUCUGCCCUGUGGGAACAGCUCUGAGUCCUUCAGAAACAAGUGCUACACUGUGAUGACCAGCCAGAAGCCCGUCUCAUUCAGUUAUGGAAACGAAGAGUGUCAUUCUCUGAGAGGAACGCUGGUCACUAUCUCAGACCAGGUGGAGCAAGACUUCAUCACCACUCUCCUGCCGAGGAUGAUGAACAUGGACAUGAUCUGGAUCGGUCUGAAGAUCAAACGUGACGACCCUGAGUGGGUGGACAACUCCCCCGUUAACUACCUGAAUUUCAACCCCCUGCUCCUCGGCAUGCACAGAGCCAUCAAAGUCAACACAUUGGAUCCAGCCAGUUUGGAUCUGUGUGUGUUCAUGAUCAAUAACCCAAACUCUGCCAUGCUGGGUACCUGGGACUAUUCCUCCUGCACACAGUUUCGAAAAUUGGGUGUUUGUCAGCACUAUGCAGAUAAACUGGAGGCGCCCAGCAUGCUCAAGGAGCCCUUCGAUGUGAAUAACCACACCAUCCUGCUGCUGGCUAAGAACCUGACCUGGUUUGAGGCUCUGGAGCAGUGCAGGAGUAAUAAAAUGGACCUGGCUAGUGUGUCCGACACCUUCCUGCAGUCCACCCUGACUGUGCAUGUGAGCCGGGCUAACACGCCCAUGUGGAUCGGGCUCUUCAGUGAAGAUGAUGGGAUCCAUUACCGCUGGACAGACCACAGUCACACCGUGUUCAGCCGCUGGUCCUCUGAUGUCACCGGAGGAUCGUGCGUCUAUCUGGACACCGAUGGCUUCUGGAAAGCCACAGAAUGUGAGGAGGAGCUCGGGGGCGCUAUCUGCCACAAACCACAUGCGGAGAUCAUCACCACACCGGAGGACGUAGCCGUGAAGUGUCCUCAUAAGAUCAACGGUCCAAACUGGAUCCCCUUCAAGAACAACUGCUACUCCUUCCAGCUGGUCGCCUCGAGGUGGGAGGAGUUCGACCAAGGGAGGAUUCACGACACCUGCAAAAAACUCCACGCAGACGCAGACAUCCUCACCAUCAGAAACCCAGAGGAGAACGAGUUCAUCCAGCAGCAGCUCGUCCCCUUUCGGAACCUGGUCCAGUUUGUGUGGCUUGGGCUGUUCCAGGAUGAAAACGAUAACCAGAUGAAGUGGUACGACGGCACUAAUGUCCAGUACUCUAACUGGGCUAAAGGCAGACCGGAUGUGCGCGGCCCGUUCUUGGCUGGAGUCACCAUCGACAGCAACUGGAUCCUGAUCAGCAACCGGAUCUUCUUCUCAGAGUUCAAACAGCAAAGCAUCGUGGCCUGCAAACUGGACAACGAACCAAAACACGAGUACAACCAGUCCUCCAAGGACAUCCAGCAGUACGGAAACUUAACGUAUGAGGUCAUCACGCGAAAGCUGAGCUGGUACCAUGCCGUGGAGGAGUGUGAACACCGGGGAGGUCGCCUGGCGAGUGUCCACGACAUCCAGCAUAGCGCACAUGUGAAGCUUAUCGCCAAAACAGACGGCUUCCCACUCUGGAUAGGACUGUCGAACCACGAUGUCAGCGGUCCGGCCUUUGAGUGGUCUGAUGGAACAAAGUUGGACUACAAAGCCACGGUCUCUGACGCUCAGGGGAGCUCCGGCUCGGGGAAACAGGAGAGCAGCUGUGUGUACGUAACACCUGCUGGAGCCUGGGUAAAGACCAGCUGCAGCACACUGAUCGACGGAGCCAUCUGUUACACCACCACCAUCACCACCCCAUCCCAGAGAGCCAGACUGCAGGCGGCCCCAGAGUCCAAUCACUGCCCUCAGAGUCAAGGCCAGUCCAUGUGGGUGCAGCAUGAGGAUCACUGCUACGCCUUCAACAGCAGCUUCUACAACUACAGCGUGUUCAGCAUGCAGCAAGCCAGAGACUUGUGUCAGAGCAUGGACGCUCAGCUGCUGACCAUCAAAUCCAUAGAGGAGAACGACUUUGUGUCACACCACCUGUCUGAUGAUCCGUUCAUCACCAGGAGAGCCUGGCUGGACCUGGACUUUGAUUCUCAAGGUAAGCCUGUGUCUUGGCAGGACGGCUCCUCUCUGUCCUACUCUAACUGGAAGUCUGAGGCGACGCUGACGGGGAAGAAGUCGGGGCCUCCCUGUGCCGUCAUGAUGUCCGGAGAUGAAAAUGGAAUCUGGAAUCUGGUGAACUGUGAGGCGAGCCACAGUCGAGUUAUCUGCAAAACUGGAGCCAAGUCCUCAGGCUCCCCGGUGGCUCUGGGUCUCUUCAUCGUGGUCGUCCUCGCUCUCCUCCUCGCCAUCGCCUUCAUCAUCUACAAGAAGAAGAGAUCCUACUUCUCCUCCACCGUCCGCUACAAGAGAACGUUCGACGAGUCUGACACCAACAGUAUUAUCACCGAAACUGACUGAGCUCGCUGUGUCGGUCGGCCUCAGGGAGAUCAGAUGUGCCUCCUCUUCCCCCUCCUCCUCUUCCUCCUCCUCCUCCUCCUCUGUGUGUGUUUUAGCCUUUUUUUCAGAAUGAGCGGAUUCAGCCUUUCCCCCUUUUUUAAAUUAUUUAUUUAUCCAGCUCGAGCCGACGUCUUCCUUUGAUUAUUUGUGAACCUGUAAAUAUUGUUAGAGAAUCGUGUAUAUUUGCCAAUCCAGCAUCUUAAUGUUUGAGUUUUUUGAAGAGCCCUGUGUGCUACCUAACGUAAACCUGCAGGCUGAAGCUUCUCCUCCUCGCUGGUGAUCGACGUGACGAGCGGGACGUUUUUGUUUGCUUCUGUUUUAAUUUGUUGAUUUGUAGAAAUAUGCCUCCUGACAGACGCUGCCUCAGCGUACAUCAGGGGUUCUUUGCACUGAUCCAUGAGUCACUCCAAACUACCAGAAACAAAAAAGUGCAAACUAAAGGUACUUAUUCUUUUAUAAAUCAAACUCUUCCAUCAGUGUCUUCAAACUUGAUCUCAGUCUCGACUAACCGGAGCAUUAAUCGACUUUUUAAACGUUCACCAAAAACACAAACAAACCUUUUAAUCUUCAGCUUCCUCUGAAAUACUCACUCAGUGCCUGACUCUAUCUCUCUGAAGUAUUUAAGAUCCAUUUCUUACCAAAGUAAGUCCUUCAGAUGUCCACAAGCCAAAGGCAGAAAUUAAAGACUGGAUCUUUAAUGUUUACUAAAACGCUCCUCACGCUGAGAUCAUCACAACAUGAAGUCUGCUUUGAGAGACGCACGUUGGUCAGAGUGAAACAAAGUGUGUAUAAAGUUGAACUGUUCCUUUAAAGAUGUCCUUAAUGUGCCUUUAAUCGUGUCUUCAGGACAGGUGAGGUCACUGGAUUGGCUCAUCUUAAAUGUAAUUUCUGAUUCUGUUGAUUUUUAAUUCCUGAUUCUUGUUUUAGUCGUCAUCAUGUGAACCAUGAAUCUGAUGUCCUGCUGAUGAGUCUUAAGAUGUGGACUCUGUCUUCCCCUCUAAAUGAUCCGACGCUGUGUGUUCGUUGUGUCUGUACGUAGAUCAAACUCUCCUAUGCACUUAACUACUGAGCGAGACGCACUUUAAUAGGUCGUAUUAUGUUGAAGCACAACGAAGCUUUAGAGGUGAUGAGACGUCCAAAUUGCACUGGCCUCUGCUGUGAAUGCUUUGUAAAUAUGAGCUGUUUGAUUUCUGGGGAUGAACCAAAGAUGCUCUGAUGGAUUGUUUGAAUGUUUUCUUUCUAGAACCGCCCGAGCGCGGCGGGUCGGCUCAUUCAUAUCACGUUCAGAACCAAAUGUUAAAGUUUGUUUUAAUUUCUCAUCAGAUCUCAAAUCAGGUACUGAAGCCUUUCAAUAAAAUUUACUGUCUUCAAAGUG